Messenger RNA from Physella acuta, 1429 nucleotides. RefSeq lists its product as uncharacterized. The record is from RefSeq and is a predicted model, not a curated record. Lineage: Eukaryota; Metazoa; Mollusca; Gastropoda; Physidae.
AAUUAUGUAAAUGCUAUAAUUUAAAUCCAGCAGAACUAUUGUACUGAACAGUAUGGCCAGUGAAGGAGACUUAUCAGAAUAUUCUACAGGUACACAUGAAGUACAAGAAUGUCUUGAAGGUCAAGAUGAGGUAGAUCUACACACACACCUGGCAAACUGUGAGAAAAAUCCUGGCCAUAAAAACUUUGUACCUGUAAAUCAGUUAAGUCUUGAACAUUUUCCUUCUGGUUUCCCUGGCAACGAUGUGUAUGAUGUCACAAAAGCCCUGGCUGACCUAACUGUCAGGAUAGCCGUUAAGUUGACCAGUCCAGACAGACCAGAGUUUGUACCAGGCACUAAAGAUCCAUAUCCUUGCUACAACACCAGGGGACAGAACUCACUGCAUACAGGAACUGGGAGGGUGAACCUGGUGACCAAGUACACAGAGGAGAUGGACCAGAGUUUCAGGACCUACAGAACUUGUCCAUGUCCUGAAUGUGACCACUCGGACACACCCAGCAAAGUGUGGUGGGAGGUUUUGGUGAAGACAGCCAGACAUGUGGUUUUUGAUGAGAGUGAGGCGAGACAGUCCAGCUGUAGGUUGUGGUUUGAUGAUGAUCAAAGUCCAGUGGUCGAGAUUUAUGGUUUUGUGGUGAAUGCGUCACCGUUGGAUGAGAUUGACUGUUGUCAUUUGUGUUGUGCAACACAUGACGUAGAUGUAGCUAAUAAACUGAAGGAGAUGUUGGAGCCGUAUAAUAGUAUACAUAAGAGUAUAAGGGAAAAAUACAAGAGUCGUGGAGACAAGCUGACCAUUAUAGUGUCACAUCCUCAUGGCUGCUCUAAGCAGGUCUCUGUAGGUCACUGGGUAGAUCGAGAGCAUGUGGGAGACUUUUGGACCAGGUACACGUACACAACAGCUGCAUGCCCGGGUAGUGGUGGAGCUUAUGUGUACAGGUUGGGGUACGGGUCCUCUGCACAUGUACACGUUGGUGCUCAUUCUACUGGGUUAAGUUACAGUAGCCUAGGGAGGCUUUAAAACCUUUUAAAAAAUAGUGAAAUGUUAAUUACGUCAAUGAUUAAGCUAAUUAAGUGAUUCGAUGAAUAAGCAUUAACUAUGUAGUUAUGUUUAAACAACAAUGUGUUUUUGUCCUACCCAACAUACUUACGUUGGCUUGUAUUUAUAAUUUUAUUUUAAUUUAAUUUAAAUUUAAAGUUAUCGAUACUUUCAAACAAAGACCCGAAACCCCCAAUAUAGGUGAAACACGUUCACUCGAUAUGACAGGCUAAGUUAGUCUGUAACUCAAUAGAAUUAAGCUAUUAGGAUAGAUCGAAGGGUUUUCAAUGGAACACUUACUCCUGGGUACUCAUAGUAGACAUAAAUUAUUUUUAUUAUGUCCAUUUUAUUUCCAUACAAUUAUAAUGCAGUAAACUUUCGAAUUGACCUACUUAA